AGUGUUGGCAACUUAGCGACGUUGUCGUUAUAUUUAUCAAGUAUUCAAACCCCUCUAGCGACACAUUUUCAAAAAAGCGACUAGCGACAAAUCUAGCGACUUUUCCUGGUGUUAUUGGAGACUUUUGGAGACUUUGACGUGAAAGCACGUAUCGUUCUUACUCUUCUCAACGAGCAGCGUGUGCUGCGGUGGGCCCCACCCCGUCCCUUUCCUUACUGAGGAGUUGGCAACACACCAAGUGCCUGCGCAAAGGUGAAAGUGAAAGUUGGGUCUCAGUAUAGGACUGAGGUGUAGAUUGUUCUGUAAAAACGUUUAGAAAUGCACAUAUAGUGACUAUUAGAGUGGUUAUGGAUUUAAAUAAACUAUUUUGAAUGUGAAGUGGAGGACGUGAAGACCAGUAACGUUAAAAUGGCCGAGUCCAGAGUUCAUAAUCAGUUUAAACUCACCUCAGAAGACCAUGUGGAGGCUGAUGUUGGUGAAGAGGUCACCCUCCCCUGUCACCUGUCACCUGAUACCAGUGCUGUUGCCACGACGAUCAGGUGGUUUAAAAGGACAGAGUGUAUUUACCUGUAUAAGAAUGGCCAGGUGACAGAGAGGAGUGGCUAUGAGGGCAGAGUGAGUCUGAUCACCCAGGAGCUGGAGACAGGCAACGUGUCUCUGAGGCUGAGAGACUUCAGGAGGUCAGAUACAGGAGUCUACAUCUGUCAGGUCAUCCAUGGAGAACAGAAGGAGGAGGCUGCAGUGGGUUUAUGGAUCAGAGGAUGUAAGUGUUCUAGAACUCCAGUAAUGUUUCUAAACACCUUUUGGGGAUUUGUCUCAGGAUCACCGUAUUUACAACGUGAGACCCAGGAGGACAAGCUGAAGAGGGAGGCAUCAGCUGGUGAGCUUGAGUUGAAGAUGUUUAAAGAGAUGAUGAAACAACUAGAGGAGAAAGACACACAACUGGAUGAUAUGACCCAGGAAGUGAGAGAGAAAGAGAGACUCCUGGAGGAGAAGAACCAGAUAAUGGAACAGAGGGAGAAACUACUGGAAGAGAAAGAAAACCAACUGGAAGAGAAAGACAAGCAACUAAAGGAUAGAGACAUUCAACAAGAGGCUCUGAGAAAGAACCUGCAGGACAAGAACAGCCAAGUAGAGAACGUCAGAGUCCUACUGCAGGAAAAAGACCUUCAACUAGAGGACAGGAACCACAGACUGGGAGAGAAGGACAGACUACUGGAAGAGAGAGACAAACUACUGGAGGGAAAAGAAAAUGAACUUAAAGAGAGGAGACAGGAAGUAAAAGAGAGGAGACAGGAAGUAGAAGAGAAAGACAACCUACUAGAGGAGAGAGAGAACCAGUUAAAGGAAAGAGACAAACAGGUGGAGGAUGUCAACAAUGAAAAUGCUGAACUGGCUCAACAGAUAUGUGAUGUGAAGACUGAGGUAGAGAGACUGAGAAGAGAGAUCUCAGCCCAGAUGACUGAACAUGGAGAGACGUCAGAUACAGGUUCCAUCCUCCCAGUCAGGAGGAGACACAGCAUGACGGUUCCUCCACUUAUGGGAGGAGAGACCUCAGAUACAGACCCCACACUUCCACUGAGGAGGAGACGCAGCAUGGAGUUACCUCCUCCAUCUAUGGGAGGAGAGAGCAGCAGUCCAGACUCCCCAUUGUCUCCCAGUGUGUCUGAGCUGAGACUGGUGCUGCUGGGGAGGACUGGGGUUGGAAGGGGUGCAGCAGGAAACACCAUCCUGGGCAGAGAGGAGUUUGGGGCCCAGGCCAGCCCCUCUGCAGUGACCCAGAGGAGUAAGAGGAGAGAGGGGGACGUGUGUGGGAGACGGCUGGUGCUGGUGGACACUCCAGACUGGUUCUGUCCUGGACUCUCUCUGGAGGAGAUGAGACAGGAUGUGGGGCUCUGUGUCCGUCUGUCUGCCCCAGGACCCCACGCCUUCCUCCUGGUCAUACCAGUGGAGCCCUCUAAGGGGGAGGAGAGAGGGGUGCUGGAGAGAAUGGAGAUGUUUGGGGAGGGUUGUUGGGAACACACUGUGAUUCUAUUCACCCAUGAUGAUGGACUGAAAGAGCAGAGCAUUGAGGAGUUUCUCCAAGCAGGAAGUCGGGACCUCCAGCAGCUUGUAGAGAAAAGUGGGAGCAGGUACCACGUCCUCAACAUUAAGGACAGGGCCCAUGGCACUCAGGUAUCAGAGCUGCUGGAUCAGGUAGAGGAGAUGGUGGCAGGAAACAGAGAGAGAUUCUACAGCAGUCAGACCUACAAGGAGGCAGAUGACCAGGUUAGAGAGAUGGAGGGAAACAUCCAGAGAGAGAGAGGAGAGAAGAAACAGAGGGAGGAGAGAGACUUGAGAGAGAGGCUUCAGAAGGAGUUGCAGGACUCUUUGAUAAAGAUAGAGGGAGUGAUCCAGAAACAUGAGGGAGAUAUCAGAACACUCAGUGAAAGAACCAGUGAACUGGAGAGACAGGUGAAAGAAGAGAGGGAUGAGGAGAAGAAAAUAGAGCUGGAGAGGGAGCUGAAGAGGGAGUCUGAUAAGAGGGAGGAGAUGGAGAGAAAGCUGGAGAGAUUGAGAGAGAAGAGAGAGAAUGAGAGGAGGGAGAUGGAGGAGAGACACAGACAGGAGAUGGAGAACUAUGAAGGAGAAGCCAGAGUUGAAGCAGAGAGAAACCUGAUGAAGAUAGUCCUGCCUGAGUUACAGAGGAACAUCAUGAUCUCACAGACAAAGAUGCAGAGGGAGUUCAGCAGACAGAUGGAGGAGAAGAAUAGACAGAUGAAGGAGAAGGAUAGAGAGAUGGAGGAGAAGGAUAGAGUGAUUGUGGAAAGGGAUGGAGAUAUAGAGGGACUGAUAGAAAGACUGAGGGAAAUGUGUAAAUGAGUUAUUGUAACUAGCCUGAAGAAGUGCUGGGAUACAUGGAGAGGUAGAAGAAGAGAGAGGGAGAUAAUAACAUGAUAUUUAUCUGACAAUGUAAGAACAACCUGAUAGUCUGUCCUGUGAUGAGUGUCAUGGUGGGAAAACAGGUCAGAAUACUGAUCCUGUCUAGAACAACCUGAUAGUCUGUCCUGUGAUGAGUGUCAUGGUGAGAAAACAGGUCAGAAUACUGAUCCUGUCUAGAACAACCUGAUAGUCUGUCCUGUGAUGAGUGUCAUGGUGGGAGAACAGGUCAGAAUACUGAUCCUGUCUAGAACAACCUGAUAGUCUGUCCUGUGAUGAGUGUCAUGGUGAGAAAACAGGUCAGAAUACUGAUCCUGUCUAGAACAACCUGAUAGUCUGUCCUGUGAUGAGUGUCAUGGUGGGAUAACAGGUCAGAAUACUGAUCCUGUCUAGAACAACCUGAUAGUCUGUCCUGUGAUGAGUGUCAUGGUGGGAGAACAGGUCAGAAUACUGAUCCUGUCUAGAACAACCUGAUAGUCUGUCCUGUGAUGAGUGUCAUGGUGGGAAAACAGGUCAGAAUACUGAUCCUGUCUUGGUCAAAAUCUGUACUUCUGCCCCUGAGCAAUGCAGUUAACCGAAUGAUCUCCGGGCGCAGAAGACGCGGAUGUCGAUUAUUUAAUGUUGAGGAGAGUGAGAGGUCUACAGAUGUCACGCCCUGACCUUAGUUAUCUUUGUUUUCUUUAUUAUUUUGGUUAGUUCAGGGUGUGACAAGGGGUGGUUUGUUGUGUUUUUGUCCUGUCUAGGGCUUUUGUCCUGUCUAGGGUUUUAGUCCUGUCUAGGGUUUUAGUCCUGUCUAGGGUUUUUGUCCUGUCUAGGGUUUUUGUCCUGUCUAGGGUUUUUGUAUGUUUAUGGGGUUGUUUACUAGUCUAGGUGUUUUGUAUGUCUAUGGUUGCCUAGAAUGGUUCUCAAUUAGAGGCAGCUGUUUAUCGUUGUCUCUGACUGGGAACCAUAUUUAGGAAGCCAUAUUCCGUGGGUAAUCUGUGGGUGAUUGUCUAUGUGAUGUUGCAUGUUUGCCCUCAGUGUUGUUAGUGGUCAUGUUGUUGGUUUGUUUAUUGUACUUCGUGUUCAUUCAUCUUACAUUAAAAAUAUAUCUUCACAUCA
Messenger RNA from Oncorhynchus nerka (sockeye salmon), 4020 nucleotides. Its product is annotated as WD repeat-containing protein 87-like. Bases 409 to 2862 code for a protein of 817 amino acids. The transcript has 11 exons. The record is from RefSeq and is a predicted model, not a curated record. NCBI's taxonomy places the organism in Eukaryota, Metazoa, Chordata, Actinopteri, Salmoniformes, Salmonidae. Gene Ontology annotation, molecular function: GTP binding.